Molecule: messenger RNA, 780 nt
Organism: Owenia fusiformis
Lineage: Eukaryota; Metazoa; Annelida; Polychaeta; Sabellida; Oweniidae
Source: the annotation of a GenBank genome assembly
AAUCAAUUAAAUGAUGAUCCGGUAUAUUAUAUAGAUAAAGUUCGAUUGUCUUGUAGAAUUAAACAGAUCACAAUUAUGUCUACACCUGACCGAUUUGUGCAAUGUCUGUUAAUGUUAUGGCAAAUAUCUGAUGGAUUAUCCGAACAGCAACAGAUAGGGUCUGGUUGUGCAAGUCAGCACGUCAUAGAAUUAUCCGUUACUCCCAGUGCAUCUCUGGAUCUCACAACGUACCUUUCAGAAGAAACUUGUGUCAAUCCCUUCGGCACAUGUACAUCAAUUGAGCCAAGUAUUGCAACAUUGCGUUUAUCUCAAAAUGGGCAAAAAGAGACGGAUCCUUUUGCGAAGAAAAAAAUAUCAGCAUGUUUUGAUCCACGUGACGGAUGGAAAUGGACGUACAUUUCCUCAACCACACUCGGACACGAUUUGUUUUCUUUGGUGUCCGUAGAUGAAACCAUGCUUGUAUUCAAAAUUGGAAUACUUGAUAAUGAAGGAUCAAUAGCUACGAUUUCUACAACAGAAGAAAUAUCAGAUGAACGAACAAACAGACCAACGCCAACUAUUACUCCAAAAAUGACAAGCACACCAGCGACAGUGUGCUCCUUGGAGAGGCAAAUUAAGAUAACUGUUGGAAUAGGUGAGAAGGUAGAACUCAAUGAAUACUUACGUGAUGAAUACUGCGCUAAGAGUCAACAGUCGUGCUCACCAGUCAGACCUACAAGAGGGAACGUGUAUGCUACAAAUAGAGGCAAAAAGCAGAACGUCUUCAGUCCAAAAACCUGG